Messenger RNA from Gamsiella multidivaricata, 1080 nucleotides. Its product is annotated as soluble NSF attachment protein. Bases 67 to 969 code for a protein of 300 amino acids. The record is from RefSeq and is a predicted model, not a curated record. Gene Ontology annotation, molecular function: syntaxin binding; soluble NSF attachment protein activity. Gene Ontology annotation, cellular component: SNARE complex; vacuolar membrane. Gene Ontology annotation, biological process: intracellular protein transport; SNARE complex disassembly. The transcript is spliced from 6 exons. NCBI's taxonomy places the organism in Eukaryota, Fungi, Mortierellomycota, Mortierellomycetes, Mortierellales, Mortierellaceae.
CGCCGAAAGCAGCUCCUCCAUAUUCAUUUCCACUGCUUCUUCUCUUACACAUAUUCAUUACCGUCUAUGUCUGAGGAACGUGUACUAACUGGUGCGGAACUGGAGGAGUUGGCCGAGAAAAAGUUGGCAAGGGGCCCAUUGUUCUACGAGACCGAAUCCGACCACCAGGAGGCCAUGGGCGAUUUUUACACCGUGGUAGCUGAAGCCUACAAGAACAGCAAGCAGUGGAAAGAAUCUGGAGAUGCCUACUGUAAGGCUUCCGACUGGUAUAAAAAGAGUGAUCCCUCUGAUCCCUCUGAUCCCUCUGAUCCCUCAUUGGAGGCAGGUGCUUAUCUUAAGGCCGCAGUGAGUUAUCGGAAGUGCUCGACUCCCUAUGAUCAUAUCCACGUCGUAAAAAUUUUGAUCAUGAUGAGUGUCAGCAUGGAAAAUUAUAGCAAGGCUGCCGAUUUGCAAAAGGAUAUCGCCCUCGUUUAUGAGACAGAGUUGGACGAUCUAUCCACGGCACUGUCAUGUUACGAGACUGCAGCCGAAUUUUACACCACCGAAGACAGCCCUGCGACAACUCGCGGAUGUCUAGCUAAGGCAGGAUCAAUUGCAGCGAUGCUCCAGCUAUACGAGAGUGCGAUUGAAAACUUUGAAAAGGCUGCGCAGGAAUCCUUGAUGAGCUUUGUAACGAGUACCUCUUUCCAGCUGCACUGCUUCAGUACAGGACUCUGCUACCUCGCUCUAGGGGUCAUCGCACGAGUAAGAACAUCCAUCGGUCGUUAUUCUUGCGUGGACGUAUGUUUCGGUACUACUCGUGAAAUGAGAUUUCUUAAUGACAUGAUGGAUGCAUUAGAUGCUGGGGAUGCGGAACAGUACACGACUGUGGUUAUGGAAUACACUGACAAGUUUAAGCUGGACCACUGGAAGACCUCCAUACUGCUGGAGAUUAAGAACGGGAUGAGGGACGAAGAUGGUCUGAUGUAGCAACAGAACUGUAAAGGUGGCUCUCUUCCUUUGCUCGUCUCCAAAGGAUCUUCAACAAAUAAACACGCUUGAGACGGCCGCAAUCAGCAACAAAGCGUAAAUCCUUGCAAU